Penicillium cinerascens is the source of this 1185-nucleotide messenger RNA. RefSeq lists its product as uncharacterized. Lineage: Eukaryota; Fungi; Ascomycota; Eurotiomycetes; Eurotiales; Aspergillaceae. Gene Ontology annotation, molecular function: O-methyltransferase activity. Bases 1 to 1185 code for a protein of 394 amino acids. The transcript is spliced from 6 exons. The record is from RefSeq and is a predicted model, not a curated record.
AUGUCUGUGCCUGAAAUUCUAGCGAAAAUUCAGGGGCUUGCUGCCGCAGAGGCGGCUGGGGAAAAAAAUGCUCAUGCAGAGCUGCUGAAAGCGAUCCGUGAAUUGCAGCUAGCGGCCGAGACACCUCUCGAAACAACGUCGCGAAUGAAUUUCCAAAUCAUGCAAAAUAUUUCUAUUCGAGUCGCUGUCGAAAAUCGAUUUCUUCACGUUAUCGCGGCAAGAAAUGGGGCACCUAUCUCCGCGACAGACAUAGCUCGUGAAACAGCUUCGGAUAUUCUCUUGACAAUUCGAGUUCUACGCGUAUUGACGGCCAUCGGGCUUUGUGACGAAAUUGACAACCAGCUGUAUGCUGCCAACGAGAGCACUCACUUCAAGAUUCUGCCUGGGUCAAUUGCAGCCGAGAAGCAUCACUUCGAUUUGGAUUUUGGAAUGGGCGGAAAAUUAGUCGAAUACAUGCGAGGUCCUGGAAUCCAACAGUUUGCAGACGAGCCCGAUGCUGUUACUCUGUUCAAAUACGCACACGGGACGGAUGUUAUUUUUGGCCUAUUAGAGAAGAACACUGAACAAAAACAAGCUUUUGAUGACUACAUGGCUGCCCGGCGAGUGGGUGAUAUGCCUCAGUGGUUUGAGAUCUAUCCAGUCGCAAACAAGUUGGGUGAGCUUCGCCAAGAGCCUGAUGCGGCUCUUAUGGUCGACGUGGGUGGAGGCCCUGGACAAGAGCUUGUGCGAUUUAAGCAAAAGCAUCCUGAAAUUCCCGGUCGGUUUGUUCUACAAGACCUUCCGCUGACACUGAAGCGCAUUGGGAAAAUGCCCGAUGGGAUCGAGACCAUGGAAUAUGACUUUUUCACUCCACAAUCUAUCAAAGGCUCGCGGCUGUACUUCCUUCGUGACGUGUUACACAACUGGUCUGAUAUUAAGAGUGCCCAGAUCUUGUCUCGAGUUGUCGAAGCAAUGGAUCCCGAGUAUUCAACACUUUUGAUUGAUGACUAUGUGCUGCCAGAUACUGGUGCAGACCUCCGAGCGGCAGAGAUGGAUAUUUUGAUGUGGCUCCACACGGCAGGGUUGGAGAGAACGGUGUCUCAGUGGAAAAACCUGUUUGAUAAGGUUGGUCUAGAACUCAUUAAAAUCUGGAGUUCCCCAGGAGGAAAUGAGUCCGUACUAGAGACAAGAGUGUGUCGCAAGUGA